This is a messenger RNA of Sclerotinia borealis F-4128, 810 nucleotides long. The record is from the annotation of a GenBank genome assembly. NCBI's taxonomy places the organism in Eukaryota, Fungi, Ascomycota, Leotiomycetes, Helotiales, Sclerotiniaceae.
AUGUCUGCAACUCCUUUCAUCCAAUAUCUAGGUCCUACAAAUCUUGAUGGAUAUGACCGCAAACGCCCCGCAACAGAGCAACCCGAUAAUAUUCCCAAAACAUUCCUAGACGCAAUGGAAGUUCGAGAAAGUGUCUUCGUUCAAGAGCAAGGCGUUCCUCUCGAAAAUGAAUUCGAUUCUGACGAUCCUCGAGCUUGUCACUGGGUCAUUUAUGCUUCAGUGAACGAAACCAUCGAUCCCGAAGUUAAAGACGAUGUUGGGAAUAUACUACAGAGAAAGAAAAGUAGAACUACAUCCCAACCCAUUGGUACAAUUCGCCUUGUACCAUUUCCUCAUCCACCACAUCCUGAACCAGGGUCGAGCUAUCAUGCCGAUGCGCUUGAAACCGCCUCGACGUCCGACGGUACAAACCUACCACCCUACAUUGUCGAUCGAGCAACCACAUAUCAUGAUGGAGUGGAGCCAUAUAUAAAGUUGGGCAGAAUUGCAGUUAUCAAGGAGUGCAGAGGUGCCGGUAUCUCUAAUUUAUUGGCAGGAGCGGCUAUGUCGUGGGCCCAACAAAACCCCUCAUUCUUCAACCCCUCUAUCGCCACAAUAGGGAUGGAAAAUAUGGGAGCUUCGAGUACAGAAGAAAUACCAGUAUGGAAAGGUCUGAUGUGUGUUCACGCACAGGAACAGGUUGCGCUCGCUUGGGCUAAGUGGGGGUUCAAAAUCGACGAGGGAAUGGGGACGUGGGACGAGGAGGGAAUCAAACAUGUGGGAAUGUUCCAAAGGGUGAAAACGGUCAACAUUGCACCUGCCACGAUAUGA